This is a messenger RNA of Paramecium tetraurelia, 690 nucleotides long. RefSeq lists its product as uncharacterized. Lineage: Eukaryota; Ciliophora; Oligohymenophorea; Peniculida; Parameciidae. The transcript is spliced from 2 exons. The record is from RefSeq and is a predicted model, not a curated record.
AUGAUAAUACAAAUUCCUCUCAGUUUUUCCUACAAACUCUUUACUUCUUAUGGCUUCUCAAAUUUAGAUGGCAAAAUUCAAAAGCAAACAUCCACUAAUACCGCAAAAAUCAUCAUCACUAAAAAGUAUACUAUUGGUGAUAGUUGUACUAAAACAAACCCAGGACAUUACCAAUAAUCUAUGAUGAUUACAUAUAUACCAAAGUAUUUACCUCUAGUUUCAUUUGUCCUUAUACUUGUAAUGUACCAUGUUUAUGAUACACAUAAAAUUGACAAUUGUAUAUAGAUUUUCUUUACUGCAAAUCCAAUUUGGGUGCCAUUUUCUUUGCAUUUAUAGACAAUAAUAUCGCGGGACAUGUAUAAUGUAUAUCCAAAUUAUGAAAAGAACAUAACCUAGCUACUCAAUACAUUUUUAGAUACAUAUUUUGGAUUAAACAAUGCAAUAACAUUAAGUGCUAAUAAAGUUCUAAUUCUGAAAGCUGCGUGUAAUGAAAAUAUCGAAAUCACUCCAAGAUCGUUAUAAUUGGUCUCUUUGUAUAAAAAGGUUAUUUAGUUGGCUGCUGAAUUAAAUGAUGAAAACAUGAAUAAGAAAGUUGUUCCCAGCAAGGCUACCUUCCAACAAUUUGAUUAUCCUUAUAAUAGUUUAUACUGCAUUAAAAUAUAACAAAAAUAAGUUGAAAUUAUACUAUGA